This is a messenger RNA of Saccostrea echinata, 919 nucleotides long. RefSeq lists its product as uncharacterized. The transcript is spliced from 2 exons. Bases 5 to 685 code for a protein of 226 amino acids. NCBI's taxonomy places the organism in Eukaryota, Metazoa, Mollusca, Bivalvia, Ostreida, Ostreidae. The record is from RefSeq and is a predicted model, not a curated record.
AGCCAUGCCUCCAAAGAGGGGACAGAAGUCCUCAGGUGCUACAACAGCCAAAAAGCGAAGGGCAGUCCAACCGACAGAAGGAAGUCAAGCCAUAUCACUAGACCUGCCGCCUGUGGGACCACCUGCUCAAAACAAUGGACUCACAAACAUUGACUAUGACAAAUUAGCUGUGGCAAUUCUAAAGCACUCACAAGGGCACAAUGGGCUAAACGUUCCAACUCAGGAGGCCCCUUCAGUGCCAGCACCUACGUCCCACUCAGCUGACACAUCACCAAAACCUACAGCAGAUCCACAACCACCUUCAGUUCCAGGUCCUUCAUCUCUGCAACCAACAAACAGUGUGUCAAGUUCAACGCCAUUGUUGGGGGAUCUGUUAGAUCAAGUUUUUGCAGGAAGCCUUCCAGAUAGCCCCUCAUCUCAGUCCUGUACAGACAGAAGUUCCCAAGGACCUCUUAACAAUUUGAAUCCAGUCUGCAUGAAACUACUAGAAUCUGCUCUCUCAUCAUCAACCUCAAAAGCUUAUCGCCGAAGUUGGAAUUUGCUCCUCAAAUGGAAACCUGACAUAUCACUUCCAGUCUCAGUGACAGAUGUUUGUAACUUCAUAGGCCAUUUAUUUCUUCAAAAUUACUCACCCAGUACAAUUUUUUCCCACAUUUCAGCUAUCAGUUUUAUUCACAAGUUAUGAAGUAUCUCAGACCCUACUCAAGCCUUUGUGACCAAAAAAAUUCUUAAAGGGUGUCAAGCUGUAGGCUCAAGGAGGGACACACGCCUGCCUAUCACAGCACCUAUCUUACAGAAACUCAUUGCAGCCUUAGAACACACUGUGUCUCAGUAUUCACUCAGACUUCUUUUGCAAGCACUUUUCUUGGUAGCCUUUCAUGCUUUUUUGAGAUUAGGGGAAAUAACAGCGAAAUCAGUU